Molecule: messenger RNA, 7234 nt
Organism: Echinops telfairi (small Madagascar hedgehog)
Lineage: Eukaryota; Metazoa; Chordata; Mammalia; Afrosoricida; Tenrecidae
Gene: COL5A1
Product: collagen type V alpha 1 chain
Exons: 63
Coding region: 1-5220 (1739 amino acids)
Molecular function (GO): extracellular matrix structural constituent
Source: RefSeq, a predicted model, not a curated record
AUGGGCCGCACCACGAACAACGUGGAGGCAAAAGCACAGUGCUCGGGACGCAAGCCAGGCACCAACGACAGCGGGUUCAACCGUGGCUUCGUGGAGAGGUGUCCGGUGUCCGUGAAAGACCAGGCAGUGCGCUUCGGAAAGGUGCUGGAGCUCAGUUUCCACUCUCAGGGGAAAGUCAUGACCCCUGAUGGGAUCUGCAGGCUGCUGGAGCAGGCGCCCUGCACACUGGCCGUGAAAGCCAGCCCCGGGAUCCUGCGGCUGUGUCCCAAGCCACCCCCAGCGGGCUGGAGGCUGUCAUUCGGGGUGCUGCCUGCUCCGCCCUCCGUGCUGUGUGGCAAUGCCGGCACCGGUGGCAGUCUGUGGCCUCAGCCAGCGGACCUUCUGAAGAUUCUAGAUUUUCACAACUUGCCUGAUGGGAUCACAAAGACCACCGGCUUCUGCCCCACCCGGCGGUCCUCCAGAGGCCCAGAUGUGGCCUACAGAGUCACCAAGGAUGCCCAGCUCAGCGCGCCCACCAGGCAGCUGUACCCCGCCUCUGCGUUCCCCGAGGACUUCUCCAUCCUCACCACUGUGAAAGCCAAGAAGGGCAGCCAGGCCUUCCUGGUGUCCGUGUACAGCGAGCAAGGUGUUCAGCAGGUCGGCCUGGAGCUGGGCCGCUCCCCUGUCUUCCUGUAUGAGGACCACACGGGGCGGCCCGGCCCCGAGGACUACCCCCUCUUCCGAGGCAUCAACCUGUCGGACGGAAAGUGGCACAGAAUUGCUCUCAGCAUCCACAAGAAAAACGUCACCCUCAUCCUGGACUGUAAGAAGAAGACCACCAAGUUCCUGGACCGUAGUGACCACCCCGUAGUUGACGCCAAUGGCAUUGUUGUCUUCGGCACGAGGAUCCUGGAUGAGGAGGUGUUUGAGGUGAGCCAGUGCCCUUACCCAGAGGGAGAGGGUGAGGGCGACCCUUUUUACUACGAGUACCCCUACUACGAGGACCUUGAAGACCUGGACAAAGACCCCAACCCCACCAAGAAGCCCGUGGAAGCAGCUCGAGAAACCACGGAGAUUCCUGAGCCAGCUCUGUCCCCAGAGGGGGGAAGGGACGACUUGGAAGGAGAGUUCACUGAGGAGACCAUCAGGAACCUGGAUGAGAAUUAUUACGACGCCUACUUCGACCCCACCUUGUCCCCAUCAGAGAUCGGCCCGGGGAUGCCAGCCAACCAGGACACUAUCUAUGAAGGGGUUGGAGGACCCCGGGGCGAGAAGGGACAAAAGGGGGAGCCUGCCAUCAUCGAGCCGGUAUGGAUGCUCUCGUCUCUUCUCUGUUUCCGGUUUGGAGGGGGUGGCGAUGCCGGCUCCAAAGGCCCCAUGGUCUCAGCCCAGGAGUCCCAAGCCCAAGCCAUUCUGCAGCAGGCCCGGUUGGCACUGAGGGGACCAGCUGGACCAAUGGGCCUCACAGGCAGGCCAGGCCCCAUGGGCCCCCCUGGGAGCGGAGGCCUGAAGGGCGAGGCUGGAGACAUGGGGCCGCAGGGCCCCCGAGGCGUGCAGGGCCCACCUGGCCCCUCAGGAAAGCCUGGACGAAGGGGCCGAGCGGGCAGUGACGGAGCAAGAGGGAUGCCAGGGCAGACGGGCCCCAAGGGUGACCGUGGUUUUGAUGGCUUGGCUGGCUUGCCAGGGGAGAAGGGCCACCGGGGCGACCCAGGCCCCUCUGGCCCGCCAGGACCUCCGGGAGAGGACGGAGACAGGGGCGAUGAUGGAGAAGUCGGGCCCCGAGGCCUGCCUGGGGAGCCCGGCCCUCGAGGUCUGCUCGGGCCAAAGGGACCCCCAGGCCCUCCUGGACCUCCGGGUGUGACGGGCAUGGAUGGCCAGACUGGCCCGAAGGGAAAUGUGGGCCCCCAGGGAGAACCUGGUCCCCCGGGCCAGCAGGGUAAUCCAGGUGCCCAGGGUCUUCCUGGCCCCCAGGGUGCCAUCGGGCCUCCAGGAGACAAGGGUCCCUUGGGGAAGCCAGGACUCCCAGGGAUGCCCGGAGCUGACGGACCCCCGGGGCACCCUGGUAAAGAAGGCCCCCCAGGAGAGAAAGGAGGACAGGGUCCAUCUGGCCCCCAGGGUCCCAUUGGCUAUCCAGGCCCUCGAGGAGUCAAGGGUGAAGACGGCUUCCCUGGCUUUAAAGGAGACAUGGGCAUCAAAGGGGACAGGGGGGAGAUUGGCCCACCUGGUCCCCGAGGAGAGGACGGCCCUGAAGGCCCGAAGGGUCGAGGUGGUCCCAAUGGUGACCCCGGCCCCCUGGGGCCCAGCGGGGAGAAGGGCAAGCUUGGCGUCCCAGGGCUGCCAGGGUACCCAGGAAGACAGGGACCCAAGGGCUCCAUUGGAUUUCCUGGAUUUCCUGGUGCCAACGGAGAGAAGGGUGGCAGGGGAACCCCUGGGAAGCCGGGGCCGAGGGGACAGCGGGGCCCGACGGGCCCGAGGGGUGAGAGAGGCCCCCGAGGUAUCACCGGGAAGCCAGGUCCUAAGGGCAGCUCUGGAGGUGAUGGCCCAGCUGGGCCCCCCGGGGAACGGGGACCCAACGGACCUCAAGGACCCACAGGCUUUCCUGGGCCCAAAGGCCCCCCCGGCCCGCCAGGCAAGGACGGACUCCCGGGACACCCUGGGCAGAGAGGCGAGACUGGAUUCCAAGGCAAGACCGGCCCCCCAGGCCCCCCAGGUGUGGUGGGCCCGCAGGGUCCCACAGGAGAGACUGGCCCAAUGGGCGAGCGUGGCCACCCUGGGCCCCCAGGACCCCCCGGAGAGCAGGGGCUCCCAGGUGUAGCUGGAAAAGAAGGGACGAAGGGUGACCCCGGCCCUGCUGGCAUCCCUGGCAAAGACGGACCUCCAGGACUGCGUGGCUUCCCUGGGGACAGAGGGCUUCCCGGCCCAGUGGGAGCUCUUGGACUGAAAGGCAACGAAGGUCCCCCUGGUCCCCCCGGGCCCGCGGGCUCUCCGGGGGAGAGAGGGCCGGCCGGCGCAGCAGGGCCCAUCGGGAUUCCAGGGCGGCCAGGACCACAAGGCCCUCCGGGGCCAGCCGGAGAGAAAGGCACGCCUGGUGAGAAAGGACCACAAGGCCCCGCUGGCCGAGAUGGGCUCCAGGGCCCCGUAGGACUCCCAGGCCCAGCCGGCCCUGUGGGUCCCCCUGGAGAAGACGGAGAUAAGACCCCUCUGCUUGGCCUCAUCUCUGUCCCUGGAGGCAAGCCUGUGUCUCUCUUUUCCCCGCAGGGUCCUCCUGGGCCUACAGGCCCCCAAGGCCCCAUCGGACAGCCUGGCCUCUCUGGCGCGGAUGGCGAGCCGGGGCCUCGCGGUCAGCAGGGACUUUUCGGGCAGAAAGGUGACGAGGGCCCACGAGGUUUCCCAGGGCCCCCGGGGCCUGUGGGGCUGCAGGGUUUGCCAGGACCUCCUGGGGAGAAGGGCGAGACUGGAGACGUGGGCCAGAUGGGUCCCCCUGGGCCCCCCGGCCCCCGAGGGCCUUCCGGGUCUCCUGGUGCUGAUGGGCCACAAGGUCCUCCGGGUGGAAUUGGCAACCCCGGCGCAGUAGGGGAGAAGGGUGAGCCGGGCGAGGCCGGAGAACCUGGCCUUCCGGGAGAAGGGGGCCCUCUGGGACCCAAAGGCGAGAGGGGGGAGAAGGGGGAGUCGGGACCCUCUGGUGCUGCUGGCCCCCCUGGACCCAAAGGCCCUCCUGGAGAUGACGGCCCCAAGGGCAGCCCGGGCCCCGUAGGCUUCCCUGGAGACCCUGGCCCCCCUGGAGAGCCAGGCCCUGCGGGCCAGGACGGGCCCCCUGGAGACAAAGGCGACGAUGGAGAGCCAGGACAAACGGGGUCCCCGGGCCCAACUGGUGAGCCGGGCCCAUCUGGGCCGCCAGGAAAAAGGGGCCCCCCUGGACCUGCAGGCCCUGAAGGCAGACAGGGAGAGAAAGGAGCCAAGGGAGAAGCCGGCUUGGAAGGUCCUCCUGGGAAGACUGGCCCCAUCGGCCCCCAGGGGGCUCCGGGAAAGCCUGGCCCCGACGGACUGCGGGGGAUCCCUGGGCCUGUGGGUGAACAAGGUCUCCCCGGAUCCCCAGGCCCAGACGGGCCCCCCGGCCCCAUGGGCCCCCCCGGCCUCCCCGGCCUCAAAGGAGACUCGGGCCCCAAAGGGGAAAAGGGUCAUCCCGGCUUGAUCGGACUCAUCGGGCCUCCCGGUGAGCAGGGAGAGAAGGGUGACCGUGGCCUCCCAGGCCCGCAGGGCACUUCUGGCCCCAAGGGAGAACAGGGUAUCACUGGGCCUUCUGGUCCACUCGGACCUCCGGGACCCCCUGGCUUGCCGGGCCCCCCAGGUCCAAAAGGUGCUAAGGGCUCCUCGGGUCCCACUGGCCCCAAGGGUGAGGCGGGCCAGCCAGGACCCCCCGGCCUGCCGGGCCCCCCGGGCGAGGUCAUCCAGCCCCUGCCGAUGCAGGCGUCGCGGACUCGGCGGGACAUCGACGCCAGCCAGCUGCUGGAGGAGUCCAACGGCGACAACUACAUGGACUACGCGGACGGCAUGGAGGAGAUCUUCGGCUCGCUGAACUCGCUCAAGCUGGAGAUCGAGCAGAUGAAGCGGCCGCUGGGCACGCAGCAGAACCCCGCGCGCACCUGCAAGGACCUGCAGCUCUGUCACCCCGACUUCCCGGACGGCGAGUACUGGGUGGACCCCAACCAAGGCUGCUCCAGGGACGCCUUCAAAGUCUACUGCAACUUCACGUCGGGCGGGGCCACGUGCGUCUUCCCCGACAAGAAGUCUGAGGGGAGUAAAAUGGCCCGCUGGCCCAAAGAGCGGCCGUCCACCUGGUAUAGUCAGUACAAGCGUGGGGCCCUGCUCUCUUACGUGGAUGCCGAGGGCAGCCCCGUGGGCGUGGAUGCCCCUGGGAGAGACAGGUCGGUGUGGAGUGGGGCUGGAGGCCGUGCUGAGGUGUGCAGGGCUGAUGAGAGGCCUGUCCGUGGGGCAGAGACACGUGUGUGGAGGGGGGAGCCAGUGGGAUCUACCGGUGAAGCGCUCACUCGAGCCUGGGGGCGGUCUCUAAUGGGUAUCCCCUCCGGUCCCCAGACGAGGAAGGGCUAUCAGAAGACAGUGCUGGAGAUCGACACCCCCAAAGUUGAGCAGCUGCCCGUGGUGGACAUCAUGUUCAAUGACUUCGGCGAAGUGGCACAGAAGUUUGGCUUUGAAGUGGGGCCGGCCUGCUUCAUGGGCUAGGGACCACUGGUGUUGACCAGCCCCUCACCAUCUCGGUCCAUUGGCUGCUCGCCGGCGUCCCGCCGACCUCCACUCCGUGCUGGACCCCAGACCCAGAGAGCCAAAGGGGAGAGCCUUGCCCCCGGGAGCGGAUCACAUGACCUAGACACCACCACCUCGGGCGCCCUGGGCCCCUCAAGUGCCUCCUUCCCCAGCCCCCUCCCUGCUCCACAGAGACCGAUGCACAGCCGGAGGGGCGGGGGUGGGUCUGGGCCUCAUUGGUCAAAUCCAACUGGAAGAGGUAUAGAUGCCCGUGACCCCACCACCACCCUGUGCCCAGGCCAGCCUGGUAAAGGCCCUCCACCCGCCACGGCCAGAGUCCCCACCCACCUGAGACCUUGCCCACCCCACCCUGUGCCUCCCUUCCCCAUGGAUCAAGGUGCUGACAGUGCUGGGUGUUAAGUAAAUAUUUGUAUUGUGUUGUUAUAAAUGUGCAUGUCCCUGCCUUUCAAUCAGCCUGAAAGCCUGACCACCCCAGCCCUGGUCCCAGGAACAUCUGGAACGGGGGGGUCUGGACCUCAAUUCUAAGGAGCGGUGGGGAGGGUCUCAGCCCUCCAUGGCCAAGGACUUGUGGUCAGUGGCCUUGGGGCCCCGGGCAGGGGGCACAGGGCGGUCACUUACCAAGCAGGAAAUGCCACCCCCUGGCCGAGUUUGGAUUUGCUCGGAAUGUUCGGUGUUUUUAUGUCUAGUGGAAGCUGCAGGGAGAGACCAUGUCGUAUGCUUCCUAACCUGGGAGCACUUGGGCGAGGACGGGUGGGGCUGCCCCAGGCCGCCUCCUGCUGGCUGUCCUCUGUGGGCAAAGCCUGCGGGGAGGCCGUGCAGGGCAGGACAGCCGCCUGCUUCCGGAGAAUAAUUGGUGCUGAGUUUUACACUUUGUCUUUGUGGUGCUAUCUGUUUCAAGACCCCCUUGAAGGCCACACUGGGGGGACCGGGCCGCCCCUCACUUCCCCAGAUGUCUCUCCCUACACGGCUUUCGCCUCCCCGAUCUGAGUUUUGGCCAAGGACCUUGGGUGCUCAGGCUCCAAGCUGGGAGCCCGCCGGGCUGUGCUGGCCGGAUCUGAGCGCGCGCACAAGCUCUGGAACACGGAGUCGCUUCCUGCCCCUGCGUGCGGCAGCACCAAACCAUAUUCCAGCCGGCAGCGGCGGGAUGUUUCUGGUGCUAAUUGCUGCUGCGUUCCCUCCCUGAACUGAAGCCAGCCCAUCCAGCUGCCACGGGCCGGCGCAGCCCUGGCAGCGGGCAGAGGGAGGCACAAUGUACUCUGAGGUGGUGCUCGGUGGGACUGCUGGCUGAACCUCGUCCCCACGCCAGCAGCUGGGUGUCCACCUACAAGGGUUAUGGCCACCGUGUCAGCAACUUUGGAGCUCGGUGCUGGGGCCGUGCCCUCUGGAGGCCACUCCUGCUCCUUUGCAUCAAGGGGAGGGUGACCGUGCUGGGCAGGAGGACCCCAGGGCCAGCAGGGAAGGCGACCCCUACUGUGAAAUGUCACCUUCCAGCAACGCCCAGAUGAGGCAGUCUCCGCACAGCCACGGCACCGGUGCCCUCACGACCCAUCAGCAUGGUGCCUCACAGGAUCCCGGCCACGGGGACUCGGAAUAGCAAAACCACCCAAGCCCAGGCCAGCCCCAGCGUCCCUAGGACUUGAGGCUUGCUCUUCCAAAGAAAAGUCUGGCCUGGAGGCCCUCAGGACCCAGCGGGGCCAGUCUCUCUCCGCCUCUCCUCCAUGGAAAAGCCAUACAGGAAGGAGGCCCAUCGAUGCCCUGGUGGUGCCCCUGCCCCACCCCCCACCCCGUCUAGGUCAUGUGAUUCUGUGUGAUUUCUCGUCCCGCCUGAUUCGUCCAUUCAGCCCACCACCAUCUUCUCUGUUGGCCCCUCCAAAGUUGUGGUCUGUAUCGAAGUUCGAAACGUGUCCCAUUCUCCCCAAGCCACUUCAGCUACGGUGUAUUGCAAUAAAAUUUCUUCUUAUAUUUGCAGAAA